GCCCCCUCCGUGCGUCGCUCACGUAACCACGCCCCGGAGCGCCUUGGCUGGUUCCCGGAAAACCCUGAUGUGGUGAACCUGGAUCUCGUCUUGUUUCUCUAGCAACGGUCUCAGGAGCAGAUGGCCACCCAGCGAUUUGUCUGACUGUGUUGGGUCUGGGCCACUUGUCUCCAACUCAUAAGGGCUUGCGGCCCAGUUGACCCGAUGUUUCAUGGAACAAUCACAGAAGAGCUAACCAGUCAUGAAGAAUGGAGUCACUAUAAUGAAAACAUAAGAGAAGAUCAAAAAGAUUUUGUUUUUGUGAAGUUCAAUGGACUUCAUUUAAAGUCUAUGGAAAAUUUGCAGUCUUGCAUCUCUCUUAGAGUAUGCGUCGUCUCAAACAAUUUUAUUACAGAUAUUCAUCCACUUCAGAGUUGUAUAAAAUUAAUCAAACUUGAUCUCCAUGGAAAUCAGAUAAAGAGUCUACCAGAUAACAAAUUUUGGAGUGGAUUGAAGAAUCUAAAACUCCUCUAUCUUCAUGACAAUGGGUUUGCAAAGUUAAAGAAUAUAUGUGUAUUAUCUGCCUGUCCAAACCUCAUUGCCCUCACUAUGUUUGAUUGCCCAGUAAGCCUUAAAAAAGGAUAUAGACAUGUUCUUGUUAACAGUAUAUGGCCUCUCAAAGCACUGGAUCAUCAUGUGAUUUCUGAUGAAGAAAUAAUUCAGAACUGGCAUCUUCCUGAAAGAUUCAAAGCAUGUAACCAUCGACUUUUCUUUAAUUUCUGCCCAACUUUGAGAAAGGGAACAACCUAUGAAGAGGAAAUUAAUAAUAUUCAAUAUAUUACUUCAAAAAUUAAUGCAAUUCUGGCUCAUAAUUCACCAGUUUUGAUUGUUCAAAGAUGGAUACGUGGUUUCUUAGUUAGAAAAAAUUUGAGCCCUGUGUUUUUGCAUAAAAAACAUCGGGAAAAAAUUAUUAGAGGAUAUGAAACAAAAUGGAUUUACAUAACCAAAGGAUAUGAAGAUAAGCUCCUUAAGGAUCUCUUUUUCAAACCUGAAACUAAUAUAAAAGGAAAGCUUGCAUAUUGGAAACAUAAUAUAUAUUAUCCUGUUGAUUUAAAAACUUCCAGUGAACACAGAAAACAUGUUUCAUCUAUUUUAUGUGAAUUAAAACCAAAAGAUCUUGGCAUGAAAUCAAAAACAUCAAGACAUCUCAUUCAAAAAGGUCAGGAGUCUAAGGAUGAAAUUGUGGAUGAAAAAUUGGAUACCAGUUUUAGGAUAUCAGUUUUCAAACAACCCAUAUGUACUUCCGUUUCAUUGAAGAAUAUUGCAGUAUUGAAAGAGAAUAAACAAGAUUUUUUUCCUGCAUAUCCUCAGCCAAUCUUUGCUACUCAUCCAAAGCAAAUCACUAAAAAAGACAUACGAUUGGAGAGGAGUAUGAAAGAGUUUUUUGCAACACAAAGAGCUGGUAUGAAACUCCAAACAUUUAGUGAUAUUGACAAAUAUUACGCAGAACAAAAGAAGCAGGAAUGCCAUAAAGAAAAAGUAAGAGCUGUAGCCAUGGCACAAGUUGCUCGUGAAAGAGUUAGAGUAACUGUUAAUGAACAUUUGAAUGAGAAAAAAUAUGCUACACAAAAACUAAUUGAAGAAAAUAAAGAGAUAAUUCAGAACGGUUUACGACAAGUUUGGCAAAACAGAUUCAACUACCUUGAAAAAGCUAGGGAGAGAAGAGCUCUGUUUCUAAAAGAAAAAUCCCAAAAGGCUGCAGAGCGUUUAUUAGUUCAAAAUUUAAAUAAUGAGCGCACUCUUUUGACCAGAGGACUACUUAAAAUUGACAGACUGAAGAAGAAUGAGGCUGACCUAAAAGAGAAAAGCCUGAUUGUUAAACAAAAACUAAAAGCAGAAAAAUAUGGAAAGAAUUUACUUAAAGAAAUGAAAAAAGUUAGGUCUCAAGAAAUAUAUAAAAGACAUUGUGAAGAAAAAUUUGUUACGGAUAUGAUUGCCUUUGAAAAAGCCUGUGAAAGACUUCAAGAUGCUAAAACAAAAGUAGCAAUUGUGAAAACAAAUUUAGACUUUAAAAUUCCCAAUGGAUUGAUAAAAUGAAUCAAUGCCAGAUCAUGGCCUGUGAUCAUCUUAAAUUAUAGUCAUUAUUUUUAGUUGAAGGAAUUUUAAAUAAUACUCUAAAGCAAGAAAUACUCUACAUCACAAGAUGGAUUUAUAUAUAAAUAUUCUAAAACAUAUAAAGAUUAGUUAAACUGUUUCUCUUAUUGGUCAUAAUUUAACUUAAAUAAACUUGACUUAGCACCUCUGAAAAAUUUCUUAGAUCGGAUGCCCAAGGAACAAUUAAAACUGAUUUUAUUUAUUGUAGACAAUCUUGCAAUGACAUUGCUGAUAUUCCAUUUCAUAUUCUCUCUAAAUACAGCGAUUCAUAAGCUAAUUUAGGUGUCUCUGGAAACCUUAGAAUAGUAAUUUCUACUCCAACUGCUGACUUUUAUUAAGACACUGUGUACGUUGAUUGCUUUUAUUACCAGCUUUUAUAUAUUUAAUUAUAUUUCCUGCUUAUUUUGUUAAAAUAAUUUCUGAAUUUAUUUUUUAAAAUACCGUUUCACUAUUUUGUCAGUAAUUUAUGCUGUUAUAAAAAUUCAGAAAAUAUGAACUAUGAAAAGUAAAUCAAACAUUCUUAUUACCUUCCUUGAAGACUGUAAGAUUUUUGUAUAUUUACUUGUGAUGGCUUUGCCCUGUUUGGUAUAUAUAUGAAGACAGGGAAAAGAGAGAGGAGAGAAGCAAGAGAGAACCCAUAUAAUUAUAUAUUUGAAUCAUAAAAUAUACAGAAAUAGUAUAUAUUAACCAUAAGUCUGUUUAAUACAUACCAAUGGUAGAAAAUUUGAAAAAUAAACUGUUAAAAAAGACCUAAAAAUCCUUUGUAAAAUUUGCAACCAUUUUCAAUAGUGAUUUCAUAUAUCUAGAAAGAUAGGUGUCUCACCAUAAUUAUGACAUUGUUCACUAAAUACGAUGUAGCUAAUACUAUUCAAAAUUUCUCUUUAAUAUUCUUGGUUAUAUCCGUAAGUUUUUAAAACACUGUUGCUUUAAAAAUUCCCUGAUUUUAUGUCUAUGGUAAAUUUCCAAAAAUCACAUAUUUUACAACAGUGGUUACAUAGUUGUGCUUCUAUGCUGGGCUGCUAACAAAUGAUGAUAGAAGUUUUCUCAUUUUCUAUAAAAUAAUAGCUGUCUUUUUAAAUCCGUGGCACAAGCUCUCACGUUUCUGAUAAUUAGAAGAUAACUAAUAAGCAAGUCAUAUUGGCAUGUCUAUUUAUUCUCCAAAAAGAACAAAGGGACAUACUGUGGGGUUGUAGAAAGCAUGACCUAGGUUUACAGCAAGUUAGCUAAUGUGUUACCCCAGUUUUCUGUUCUGUGUUUGGAAAUAAUACAUAUAUUUUGGAGAUUUACUUUACACAAAGUAAACAUUUAAUAAAGGUAAGCAUGUAGUAGUGGAGGCAGAAGUCUUCUCUGUAUAGCUAUAGGAGGAUUUGUCACCUAUUUAUGUGAGCUUUGAGAGGCAUCAUCAAAGAAAGUAAGCUUGAUUGUGUGAUAUGUUUGGAUAUAAGUCAUUUAUUCAGUCCAAACAUUAGUUGAGUGUUGGUAAUCUUUAUGCUCUCAUUUUAUCCGUUAAAAGUUUUAUAGCUUUUAUCACACGAUAAGUAAUCAAUAAUUUCCUUGACUAUUUUAUACCAACCUGUGAGCUUCUUUAAGGAAAAUAAUAUUUUACUCAUCUCUGUCUCUCUAUUACUUUUGACUAAGGCAGGUAUGCUAUGCACAGUGUUUUUUUGUUGUUGUUUUUGUUGUUUCUGUUUUUAGCUCUUCUUUCCUAUUUAUGCCCUGUCCUAGUCAAUCUUGUGAUAUUUACUGCCACUUACUGUUUAUGUUUUGAAGAAUUCAAAAUCUGUAUCUCUAGAUUAUGCCUCUAGAUUUAUAUAUCGCCUAUGUUUUCAGAAUGCAUGCCACACGUCUCUACUUUGAAGGCCUAAAAUAUUUUUAUGUCAUACAUUAAAAUGGAGCUCGUUUUUAUUAU
Molecule: messenger RNA, 4042 nt
Organism: Macaca mulatta (Rhesus monkey)
Lineage: Eukaryota; Metazoa; Chordata; Mammalia; Primates; Cercopithecidae
Gene: LRRIQ3
Product: leucine rich repeats and IQ motif containing 3
Molecular function (GO): protein binding
Source: RefSeq, a predicted model, not a curated record